Molecule: messenger RNA, 1905 nt
Organism: Mus pahari (shrew mouse)
Lineage: Eukaryota; Metazoa; Chordata; Mammalia; Rodentia; Muridae
Gene: C1H16orf54
Product: chromosome 1 C16orf54 homolog
Exons: 2
Coding region: 182-859 (225 amino acids)
Source: RefSeq, a predicted model, not a curated record
GAGGCCAGCCCUCCAGGGCCUUUCAGAUAGCUGCGCUCACACACCCUCCCAGCAUGCACUGGGAAGAAGGGCUCUGAAGACCGCAAAAUCCAAGAUUGACACAAGGUGACAGGAAACGGGAUAGCCUCUGGCUGCUGUCCUUUCCUUCUUCUCCCAGUGGACUGACUGUUCUGACUCCCAGAUGCCCGUGACACCUCAGCAGCCCUCGGGGCACACGGAGGGGCUCCCUGAUCCCACAGCGGAGGCAGCAGUGUGGCUAGUAAUCCCCUGCAGCCCUUGUAUUCCCAUCAUGCUGGGCCUGGCCUCUCUCACAGCCUUCUUCAUCAUAACUACUGCUGUACUGGCCGAACGCCUGUUCCGCCGCCCGCAACCAGACCCCAGCCAGCGUGCCCCCACCCUAGUGUGGCGCCCUGGAGGAGAGCUGUGGAUUGAGCCCACGAGCAGCGCCCGGGAGCGCUCUGAGGAUUGGUACGGCUCCUCCAUGCCUCUGCUGAUGGACAGGGCUCCAGAUCCCCCAACCCCCGGGGGCACCUUGGAAGGAAGAGCAACCGCUCCACCGGCCGCUUCAGCCCCCCACUCUUCGCCCAGUUCUUUAGUUCCUCAGACCCCACCAGAGGUCCCAGCCCAGAGCACCUUCUGGAGGCCUCAGACCCAAGAGGAGAGACCCCAUGACACGGGCCUGGUGAGCUGGGUUGGGCCUGAACCCAUGCCAGAGGCUGGCUUGCAGGUUGGGAGCCCCAGGCCUUGGAGGCUGAGGCAAGGGAGCUUGGAGCCUGAUUGGGGUCUCCAGCCUCGGGUCACCCUGGAGCAGAUCUCAGCGUUCUGGAAGAGGGAAGGCCGGACCAGCGUGGGCUUCUGAGUCUUCAGAACCUGUAAGACUAACUCCCACCUCAGAGGGGCUACGGGGGUCAGCUCCAGCCUUAGGCCUGACCCGUGCACUGGAAAUUUUGUGUGGAAAUUUCUGUCUUCUGCACCUGGCUGGUGGGCAGGCUGAGAGUGUGGACAGCCUGCACUCCAAGGCUUACCUGAAGUUCAGCUUAGGUUAAAAUGCCUAGGUUGUGACUCUGAGAACUGAAGGCAAGGCUAGUUGGCUAUAGGCCAGAAGGCUUCAAGAUGGCACUUCAGGGUACAAACUUACAUAAGACAGCCUAUCAGAAGGAAGAGGUCCUGUAUGGGAUGCUGACCAACAGCCCAGAGCUGGUAGUUAUGAGUGUCAGUCAUGUGGGCUGGAGAUGGCAGGAAUCUUGUUCUCCAGAGCCACAAACCCUAUCUGUGCCUGGCCACUCUCUCCCACCUCUGUGAGGCCCUCCAGGAAAACACAGAGGACAAAUCCAGGAGGCGUCUUUGAUUCCGUACAAAUCAUGGCCUUGGCCACUAAACGGCAACAUGGGAUUUGCUGAGCCAUGCUGGAGAGGCUGUCUCUUGCCUGGAAUUGGGACACAGAACCAAGAUGGGUCAGUAGGUUCCUCUGCCCCCUGACUUAUGGCUGCACACAUCCUACAGUGCAGUUUUAUUAUUCUGUGUUAAGAAAAGCAUGGCCUAUCGAGAACUGAGUUUGUUCCAAUAUGGGAAUGAAGAUUUUCCCAGAGAAGGGACGCUCCCCAAACAUAGCCUUUGCUAUCUUUCCCUCCAGCUUGCUGGAGUGGUCUAGAGAGGCAGGUUUGCCAUGAGGCAGAGAAACGGAGUCCCAAAUACCCAUGUGCCCGCCAGCUGACUUCUCCUUUAGGAGAGGGGUUCGCAGUGGGGUUCGCAAUGGGGAAGAUGGAGCUUUCGGUCCCUGGAAAUCUGACUUCCCAAACAUCAGUCAAGAGUAUGACUAUCCUGCGGUAUUUUGUUUUAUUAUUUACUUUAUAUUUUUACUUAAAUUGGUUCACUGUUUGCUUAAUAAAUUUGUUUUAAAGUGAA